CUCCAUCUUGCCUCGACAUGGCUCAGGGUACGACCUUCCAAUGGCCAGCCGAUACCGAGGACGCCUCAGAUGUUUUUUAGAUUACAUGUGGUAUGGACUACUGGGGCGGCGACCUCCGGUCACUGCAAGCGGACACGUUUCAAAGUUGCCUGGAGGCUUGCAAGACCGAGACCGAGUGCGUAUCCAUUGCAUACAGUGGUACUGCCUGCUACUUGAAGAAAAAUUCCACGCCUGAAAAACCCAACGGUGGAGUCUGGUCAGCCAAAAGAACGCGAAUUGCAAGCAAUAAGGGCCUGACAUGCGGUGCGGACGGUUCCAGCGAUGGCAAGACGUACACGUCGUCAAAGGGCGACUUCAAGAUCAUCUGUGGAAAAGACUAUGCAGGAAAUGACCUUCCUGCCACCAGCACCAAGACGCUCGAGACUUGCAUCGAGACUUGUGUUGCCACUGAUAAAUGCGUCGAUGUCUCAUAA
Messenger RNA from Didymella exigua CBS 183.55, 473 nucleotides. RefSeq lists its product as uncharacterized. The coding region runs from base 93 to 473 and encodes 126 amino acids. The record is from RefSeq and is a predicted model, not a curated record. The transcript has a single exon. NCBI's taxonomy places the organism in Eukaryota, Fungi, Ascomycota, Dothideomycetes, Pleosporales, Didymellaceae.